Messenger RNA from Triticum dicoccoides, 1875 nucleotides. RefSeq lists its product as uncharacterized. Bases 572 to 1669 code for a protein of 365 amino acids. The record is from RefSeq and is a predicted model, not a curated record. Lineage: Eukaryota; Viridiplantae; Streptophyta; Magnoliopsida; Poales; Poaceae. Gene Ontology annotation, molecular function: protein binding. The transcript is spliced from 4 exons.
UAGCCCCCCUCCUCAGAUCCAGGGGCCGGUCCAUCCCCCUCCGCCUGAAAUCAACCCCCCCGUCGCCCUAUCCGCGGCACGGCCACGCUCGCUUGCCUGCCUGCUUCCCCCCAAUCCCUCUCUUCCUCUCCUCGCAGAGGGAAGAAGAAGAAGAAGCCCGAUUGGUCACCCCUCUCCCCGAAUGGGAGGUCGGUCGAUCCCGCGCCAAUAAGCAGCACCUCGGCGGGUGGGUGGGUGGCCGGGGGGAUUGCUUCGCUCGCCCCGCUCCUUCCUUCGAUCCAGCCGAUCGAUCCCAGUCGAAUCCAAUCCAAUCCAAUAAUUUACUCUACUUCUCCUCGCCGGCCGCCGGCCGCCGUCUUCGCUUCGCUUGGACCUCCCACCCGGUUGGUUGGAUUUUAGAAAGUUUCUCCCGUUCUUUCCAUCCUUCUGUUUCGAUUUGGGAUCUUUAGUUCAUCGGCUGCCCGGUGGUUUCUCCAGCCCCAUUUGAUUUCACUUAGGCCCAUUCAGUACUCAGCAUAUCCGUUUGCCUUCGAUCGAGCAAGAAUAUAUACGCAGCCGGCUCGUGCCAGACAUGGAGCACGCGAUGCCGACGAUGGCCGCAGAGUCCGAGGGCGCGACCACCGACGACGACGUGCACCUUUCCCCGACCAGUGUCAGCAGCGGUGGCGGCGGAGGAGGAGGAGGCCCCCCCAGCGUCCGCUUCAAGAUACUCUGCAGCUUCGGCGGCCGCAUCAUGCCCCGCCCGUCCGACGGCGCGCUCAAGUACAUUGGCGGCGACACCCGCGUCCUCGCCGUGCCCCGCUCCAUCCGCUUCCGCGAUUUGAAGAAGAAGGUGGAGGAGAUGUUCAAGACGGAUGUGGCAGCCAUCAAGUACCAGCUCCUCUCCUCCGACGAUCUCGAUGUGCUCGUGUCCGUCACCUGCGACGAGGACCUGGCCCACAUGCUCGACGAGUACGACCGGUUCGAGGCGAAGCGGUCGCCGUCCGCGUCGCCCCGUUUCCGCGUCUACGUCUUCGUGCCGCAUCAAGUCUCCGCCUCGUCGGUCGCCGCCGCCGUCCCCGCCCCCGUCUCCUCUUCGCGCCACGUCAGCUACGCCCGCAACCAGCCGCACUACCAUCAUCACCACCACCUCCUCCAGCCGGAGCGGGAGCGCUACGUGACCUCGGUGCCCGGCACGCCUGACGGAAGCCCGCCGUACCCGGACCAGCCCAACGGCGUCGCCUCGGCGGGGAAUUCCCCGCGCGCCAACAUCGUAGAGCAGGCCGUGUUCCGCGGCGGGAUGCAGCGCGUCCGGAGCUCGCCCAACCUCGGCGGCCUGAACGCGGCACCGCUGCCCUUCCAUGACCACGCUGGGGACAGCCCCGGAGGCCUGGCUGGAUACAUGAGCGGCUCGCCGGUGCACCCGGGCGCCGGCCACAUGUUCUCGCAGGCUAGCUACAACCCCUACCGCAGCCCACAGCCGCAGUACUCUCCAGCGCCCGUGCCCGUGCCGCACCACGCCGGCGUGGCCGGGAGGUACGACACGCGUGGCGGUUACGCGCGGGGCGGCAGCUACAUGGCGGCGCCGCUGGCGCCAGCGCUCCGGUCUGGUCGGCCGGUCACCAGGAGCGGCGGGGCGCCGUACAGCGAGAUGCAGACGCCGAAGAAGGCGGCGACGAUAUGGGACUGAGGUGGUUCUGCAGCGGUUCGGUUCAGGGCCUUGGAGUUGGAGGCAGUAACUUGCAACUUGCUUGAGAUGUAAAUACAUGGAUACUUCCAUGCGGCCUUGUUAGCAGGCUGUUUUGUCGUUGAAAUGUUAUCCAGGCUGAGAAUUAACAAGUUUUCUUCACAUAUCAGGGCUACCCUCUGUGGCUGGAAUGCCUUAACUGUUUUUCA